Molecule: messenger RNA, 1621 nt
Organism: Tarenaya hassleriana
Lineage: Eukaryota; Viridiplantae; Streptophyta; Magnoliopsida; Brassicales; Cleomaceae
Product: aspartyl protease AED3-like
Exons: 3
Coding region: 92-1417 (441 amino acids)
Biological process (GO): proteolysis
Molecular function (GO): aspartic-type endopeptidase activity
Source: RefSeq, a predicted model, not a curated record
CUCACUCGCCAUUGCUUCACUCUCUACCCUUUAUAUAAACACACUCAUACUUCACUAUAAGCCCAGCCCUCGAUCAAGAAAAAAAAAACACAUGAAAACCAUGAGAAGAACCCAUUUACUCUUGCUCAUAAUCCCUCUCUUAAUCUCCACAUCUCGAACCCUAAAUUGCCAUGACGACGAUUAUGAGCACCAAUCCCAUUCCUCUAACCUAAAGAUCUUCCACGUUUUCAGCCCAUGUUCACCGUAUCGGCCCUCGAGGCCGCCACUGUCUUGGGAGAACGCUCUCCUCCGAAUCCAGGACGAGGACAAGGCGCGUCUCCUGUACCUGUCCAGCCUGGCCGUGGCCGGAAAAUCCGUCGUCCCCAUAGCCUCCGGCCGGCAGAUCAUCCAGACCCCGACCUACAUUGUCCGGGCGAACGUCGGUCCCCCGCCCCAGCCGAUGCUCGUGGCUUUGGACAUCGGCAACGACGUCUCCUGGCUGCCUUGCGCCGGCUGCGUCGGAUGUUCUUCCUCCGUGACGUUCGACUCUUCCAUGUCCACUUCGUUCCGGUCGGUCGACUGCCAAGCUCCCCAGUGUAGACAGGCCCCGAACCCAUCAUGCAACGGCGGCGGCGCGUGCGAAUUCAACAUGACGUACGGCGGUUCCGCCAUUAACGCGAACCUCUCACAAGACACGGUAACAUUGUCAAAGGACCCGAUCCCAAACUACACAUUCGGGUGCAUCGGAAAAGCCCCCGGAACCUCUCUGCCGCCGCAAGGGCUCCUCGGCUUCGGCCGUGGCCCGUUGUCUCUAAUGUCGCAGACCCAAGACCUGUACAAAGCCACGUUUUCGUAUUGUCUGCCUAAUUUUAGGUCGGAAAACUUCUCCGGGUCGUUGAGAUUGGGGCCGGUGGGUCAGCCGGUGAGGAUAAAGACCACUCCCUUGCUGAAGAACCCUAAAAGGUCGUCGCUUUAUUAUGUGAAUCUGGUCGGGAUUCGUGUCGGGAGUAAGGUUCUUGAUAUUCCUGCCAGUGCUUUUGCUUUCGAUCCGGUCACCGGCGCCGGCACCGUCUUUGAUUCAGGGACCGUGUUCACCCGGCUGGUCGAACCAGCGUACGUAGCGGUGCGGAACGAGUUCAGGCGCCGAAACAAGAACUCGAACGUCACGUCGCUAGGCGGGUUCGACACAUGUUACUCCGGCCCUAUCGUCGCACCCACGAUCACGUUCAUGUUCGCGGGGAUGAACGUGACGCUGCCUCAGGACAACUUCCUGAUCCGCAGCACGGCCGGCUCCACCACCUGUCUGGCCAUGGCGGCGGCCCCUAACAACGUUAACUCCGUCCUCAACGUCAUCGCCAGUAUGCAGCAGCAGAACCACCGCGUUCUCGUCGAUGGCUCCAACAACAGGCUCGGCGUCGCUCGUGAACUCUGCACCUGAAAAAUCAAAAGUUUGAUGAAAUAUCUUUAAAUAAAUCGAGCUUUCAAGAUUAGACGAAUGUAUUCUUGUAUUUGUCUGUGUUAUCGUACAGUAUAUGAAGAGGGUUAAAUAUCUCUCUUAACUUUGUUAAAAUGCAUCCUCUUCAUGUUAUAGACCGUCAUCGAAUUUUCUUGUGACGAAUUUUAUAAAAUAAUAUUAAAAUAA